This is a messenger RNA of Scleropages formosus (Asian bonytongue), 2207 nucleotides long. RefSeq names its product calmodulin 3b (phosphorylase kinase, delta) (gene calm3b). Gene Ontology annotation, molecular function: calcium ion binding. The record is from RefSeq and is a predicted model, not a curated record. Lineage: Eukaryota; Metazoa; Chordata; Actinopteri; Osteoglossiformes; Osteoglossidae. The coding region runs from base 115 to 564 and encodes 149 amino acids. Gene Ontology annotation, cellular component: myosin II complex. The transcript has 6 exons.
AGCGCGACCAAAGAGUGUCGGCGCGAGGCGCGGAAGGAAGCUUCACGCGGCGAAGCAAAGAAAUCGACGUUUACUAAAGCAAAUUGAAGCUUGAAACGUAGCUGUACAAGUACCAUGGCAGAUCAACUGACAGAGGAGCAGAUUGCUGAGUUCAAAGAGGCGUUCUCACUCUUUGACAAGGAUGGCGAUGGCACCAUCACCACCAAAGAGCUGGGAACUGUCAUGCGCUCCCUGGGCCAGAACCCCACGGAGGCAGAGCUGCAGGACAUGAUCAAUGAGGUCGACGCGGAUGGGAAUGGGACCAUCGAUUUCCCAGAGUUCCUGACCAUGAUGGCAAGAAAGAUGAAGGAUACAGACAGUGAGGAGGAGAUCAGAGAGGCUUUCAGAGUUUUUGACAAGGAUGGCAAUGGCUACAUCAGUGCUGCAGAGCUGCGUCAUGUGAUGACAAACCUUGGGGAGAAGUUGACAGAUGAGGAGGUGGAUGAAAUGAUUCGAGAGGCUGAUAUUGACGGAGAUGGGCAGGUCAACUAUGAAGAGUUUGUACAGAUGAUGACGGCAAAGUAAAACAACCCAAAAGACUGCGCUGGAUUAAACAGAGCAGUAACGUGUAUUUCAACACUCAACAAGCAUUCAGACCCUGCCUUGACUUUUUUCUUUGCAUACAGUUGUUUUUUGACAUUUUCCAUAAUUGUUUUUUAUGCCUUAGUUUACCUUGCAGCGAAGAACAUUGACAUGUGUGAUGAGAUUAAAGUAUAGGAAAACAAAUCAUUUUCCAGAUUUGCUGAAACAAAAAUGCAGCAUGCAUGUUUCUGUGUGUGUAGUUUCUUACAUGCCAUAUUGCCUAUUUUUGUGUUGCAACCCUUUUUUUUCUUUUUUUUUUUUUUUUUUUUUUUUUUAAAAAAAAAAAAAAAGAUAUUUUACCGUGGUGCAGCCUCCGGUUGAACUCUCUUCUCAGUGUUGCAGGGUGGCAGAGAACCUCUGACAUCACAGGGAAUCCAAUCACUAAAAUGGUCAGUAACUGAUCUCCCACACAUUCAGAUUCAACAUUAUCCAUUGUACUUCCUUGGCAGGAAUCUGUUUUCCUGAGCAAUUGUUGCAUAGCUUUAAAUUUGGCAUGAAUUUUGUGUCAACAACCCAGAUAAAAAUGUGUAAUGGAAGGCAAUAUGGCUAUCACACUCGGCACAAUGGAAACACGUGCCUUUCUUAAUAUCAGCAAGGUAUCUCUACUGAGCUGGUGGUAGGUCAGGCAGUGUUGGAACUGGAAUUUUCAUUACCCCAGGAUUUGGAAGGUGCAGCUGCCACUUUUUUUUGAAUGGUGGUUUAAAUUUCCAUAGAAAUGCAUGCUUCUCCUUUCUGAAAUAAUAUAAACUAAUCUGAGUUCAGUGAAACCCAGGUGAUGCCAGAUAGUGAGUGGAGGUUUAUGUCAAUGAAGGGAUUAGUCUGAAACAUUUUCUGGAUCCCCCCUGCCUUUUCCCUGCUUUCAUUUCCCUUGAUGCACUUACAGGUGUAUUGAACAUCUCUGGAAACUCCAAUAUGAUCCAUUAACUUGUUUUCAUAAUGUUGAAGUCAGAUUUAACCUUAUUUCUCAAUCAAAACUGCCAGUAACUGACAAAUGAAUCUGCUAAGCAGUUUAACCUGAUUGGCAAAGCAUCACUGAGGAGUUUAUAAUCUGGGAAAAAUGUUGUUUCAUCUGAAAUUUUUUUUUUUUUUUUUUGUGGUGCACCAAAACAAUUCCUGCUGCAGAGAUGAACAUGCAAUGUUUUGCAUUUCAUAUUGUAAUAAUGAUGCACUGUCUUGAGUGCAUAUACUGCAUCUUUUGAAGAGAAAAAUCAGUGUUAAAUUAGUAUUUCACCAAUGUUUCUCUGACCUUUGAAAAUGACCUGUUGACAUCUGUGCAACUCCCAAAAUUUUAUAGGUUCCCAGCAAGCAUGUGUGUAUAUACAGCAUUGUUCUGAUUUCUAGAGGCUGUAUUUUUGCUGCAACAUUGAUUUAUACAUGGCUGUCUUCAUUUAGUUUUUUCCUUUUCCCCCAAAUGUUUUUGAAUACUGUCGUAAGCAUGUUUUUUGGUUGUGACAACUUGUCUCAGUUUGAGAUGUAUGCAGCUAAAUUUGUUUUCCCCUAUACUGCUCAUGUCAUAAGAGCAAGGGAAGCCAUGCAUUCCAUUGAAGAGCUGUUUUAUCUUGCUAAUAAACUUGGUGUUUCUAAAA